Messenger RNA from Cheilinus undulatus (humphead wrasse), 2753 nucleotides. Its product is annotated as EH domain-containing protein 2-like. Lineage: Eukaryota; Metazoa; Chordata; Actinopteri; Labriformes; Labridae. The record is from RefSeq and is a predicted model, not a curated record. Gene Ontology annotation, molecular function: protein binding; calcium ion binding; GTP binding. The transcript is spliced from 6 exons. Bases 62 to 1693 code for a protein of 543 amino acids. Gene Ontology annotation, biological process: endosomal transport; endocytosis. Gene Ontology annotation, cellular component: plasma membrane; cytoplasm.
UCGGUCUGAGAGGAGAGAGCAGCUUCAUCACUGAGAAAUUAAGAGCAGAAAAUUCAUCGCCAUGUCCAUCCGGAGGCUCUGGAGCAGCCCUAAAACCAUGGGGGACGUGAACAUGGUGACAGAGGAGCUGAAGAAUCUUUAUUAUAAGAGGCUGCUGCCCAUAGAGAAAUACUACUCCUUCCAUCACUUUCACUCCCCCAGCUACGAGGACGCAGACUUUGACAACAAACCCAUGGUGCUGGUCAUGGGCCAGUACUCGACGGGGAAGACCACCUUCAUCAGGUAUCUGGUGGAACAGGAUUUUCCUGGUAGCAGAGUUGGACCGGAGCCAACCACGGACUGCUUCACUGCCCUCAUGUACGGGAGGACAGAAGGAAUCAUCCCCGGCAACGCACUCACAGUGGAUCCAAAAAAGCCGUUUCGCAACCUCGACCCUUUUGGGAACACUUUUCUGAACAGGUUUCAGUGCGCUCAGAUGCCGAAUAAAGUCCUGGAGAGUAUCAGCAUUAUUGACACACCGGGCAUCCUGACAGCUGCUAAAAGAAAGCUGAGUCGAGGCUACGACUUUCCAGCAGUGCUGCGCUGGUUUGCAGAGCGUGUGGACCGGAUCAUCCUGCUGUUCGAUGCACAUAAACUGGAGUUCUCCGAUGAGCUCACUCGGGCCUUCGGGGCUCUGCUGGGCUACGAGGACAAGCUGCGUGUGGUUCUCAACAAGGCCGACAGGGUCGACUCACAGCAGCUCAUGAGAGUGUACGGCGCCCUCAUGUGGUCUCUGGGGAAAGUGUUUCGAACCCCGGAGAUCCUGAGGGUUUACAUCGGGUCUUUCUGGUCUGAGCCGAGGCAGCUGUGUGACCACUAUCAGCUGAUCGAGCUGGAGGAGGAGGAUCUGCUGACCGACAUCAGGAACCUGCCGCGCAACGCUGCCGUACGCAAACUAAAUGACCUGGUGAAGAGGGCGCGCCUAGUGAGGGCUCACGCCCACAUCAUCAGCUACCUAAAACAGGAGAUGCCAACAAUAUUUUGCAAAGAAAGUAAGAAGCACAACUUGAUUUACCAGCUUCCUGUCAUCUUCAACAAGAUCCAGCAACAGCAGCGAGUUCCUGCUGGAGACUUCCCCGACUGCACCAAGAUGCAGGAGAAGCUUUUGGGUCAAGACUUCUCAAAGUUUAAGACACUGAAACCAAGUCUGAUGGCUUCCCUGGAUAAACUUCUGUCCACUGACAUAGCCAACUUGGUGCCUUUACUCCAGCAGCAAGAGCUGAGGAAGAAAUCUGUGCACGGCGUGCUGGAUGGGGAAUUUCUGGGAACCUUCAGACCUGAGCAUUUCAGGAGAGACCCUUUCAAGGAGCUCCGGGACGACGAGAGCAGCGAGGCGGAUUUUGACGAGUGGGCUGUGGAGAAAUAUAAGCCCAAAUAUGAUGAGAUUUUCUACAACCUGAGUCCAAACGAGGGCAAACUGAGCGGGAGCAAAGUCAAAGAGUGGAUGACGAGCACGCUGCUGCCAAACUCUGUGCUCGCACACAUCUGGAGGCUGUCGGAUGUGGACGGGGACGGCAUGUUGGACAAUGAGGAGUUUGCUUUGGCUGUCCACCUUAUCGAGGGGAAACUGGAGGGCUACUGGCUUCCCAGAGAGCUGCCGUCUCACCUGGUGCCUCCGUCGAAACGGCUCAGAGCAGAAGGCGAUGUGGAGUGAACAUGGUGCUGAAGGCAGCUGAGACUCUGUUCAUAAUUUACUGAGUAAACUUUAUCUAGUGUCAGAAGUUCAAACAAGUACUAACGUGUACAGAGGCUGAAGUUUUUAUUAAUUCCCUUCGUUAAUGAUUUUGAUACUAAGUUCCCAAAGAUAAUUAGACAAAUGUGUGUAUUUUAUAUCACCCUGAAGGUUGUGUACUAGACUAGCAGCUGUUUGUAUCACAUGUAACCUUUAUUUACUAUUAAUGCUAUUUAAUUUGAAACUGACUGCAACAUAACAGUGACUACUGCCCAAUCCAACGCUAAGGUCAGUUUGAUACCAAGUGGCAACCUUAAUGGUUGGAUGACAUCAUCUUUCAACAUGCAUGGAUAGAAUGUUUCACAGAUUUAAGGAUGACAUCAUUUUCAAAAGAGAGGACGGAAUGUUAUGUACGCUUUAAUGAUGACAUCAUUAUCAAAGGCAGACGAUGGGAUAUUCUAUAAGUUUUAAAGGAUGACAUCAUCUUCAAAGGCAGAGGACAGAAUGUUGGUGAAGCUGGGGAUGUUGGGGGCGUUUUCUCUUCGUCUUUGUUUUGCCAAACAGUAGGCCAUAGUCCGCAUCUUUUGGAUGAGAGGGUGGAAGAUUGUUGGUAUAAAUGUGUCCAAAUAAUGACAGAGAUAAAGUAUGCUGACUUUUUAUCUAUAACUCUUUUGUUUUGGUUUGCAGAAAGAUACCAGUCAUGCAUAAUUAAGGGCGUGGCUGAUAUGACUACAGGCCAGCAUGUUGUAGCUGUUUGUCAGGAGCAGGCCUGCCUAGGCCCUUGAAAAACCCAGAGAAUAGCUCCCACCCCCGUGUGUAAUCUAUUGAUGUCAGUGCAUGUUCCCUGGAUCAGUAGCAAUGGUGUAAGUGUCCUGGCUAACACUUAUCUUGGUUCUCUUUGGAACUGACAAGGGUGUCAUGCUAUUGUCAUGGUACUUUCUGAUUCUUUUUCACCACUUUUUAACCCAUUUUCACUACUUCUUUUGGCUACUUAAUAGCCUUUUUUGUUAAUUUUGCUCUUGAGGGAAAUUUUUUUGUCCCA